CCCGGACACAGCUUCAUUCGGAACCACGAGCACAGCCGGUGGAUGUGCCCAUGUCACUGGUUUUUCAACAGCCUCCAAAUUAUUAUUUAUUCGCCUGUGCUAUGGGAACGCCAGCCGUUUUUCAUGUUCCACACCUGUGCGAUUUUGCAGACGGCGUUUUAACGCUGAACGUGGAGAAUGCUAAUUAUGCCUACCCAGCUCCCAACUUCCACAAGUGCGAUAUCUGUCUGCUGUCUUUUCCAAAAGAGACCCAGUUUCAGCGCCACUUGCGGGACCAUGAGCAAAAUGACAAGCCUCACCGAUGUGACCAGUGCCCCCUGUCAUUCAACGUUGAGUUCAACCUGACACUGCAUAAAUGCACCCACAGCGGGGAAGACCCUACCUGCCCUGUGUGCAACAAGAAAUUCUCCCGAGUGGCUAGCCUCAAGGCACAUAUUAUGCUGCAUGAGAAGGAAGAGAACCUCAUCUGCUCCGAGUGCGGGGAUGAGUUCACCCUGCAGAGCCAGCUGUCCCUGCACAUGGAGGAGCACCGCCAGGAGCUGGUCGGGAGCCACAGCCACACCUGCAAAGCCUGCAAGAAGGCGUUUGAGGCUUCAUCGCAGCUCAAGGAGCACAUGAAAACUCAUUAUAAAAUCAGGGUAUCAAAGACGAGGUCUUAUAAUCGAAACGUCGAUAGAAGCGGGUUCACGUAUUCAUGUCCACAUUGCGGAAAGACCUUCCAAAAGCCAAGUCAGCUAACAAGGCACAUUAGGAUACACACAGGGGAAAGACCAUUUAAAUGUAGUGAAUGUGGAAAGGCUUUCAACCAGAAAGGAGCGCUGCAGACACACAUGAUCAAACACACGGGAGAAAAGCCUCACGCCUGUGCCCUCUGUCCAGCCGCCUUUUCCCAGAAGGGCAAUCUUCAGUCACACAUCCAGAGGGUCCACUCCGAGGUGAAGAAUGGUCCCACGUAUAAUUGCACGGAAUGUAGUUGUGUGUUCAAAAGCCUAGGGAGUCUGAACACCCACCUCAGCAAGAUGCACAUGGCCGGCCCUCUGAACCAGCCCAGCGCUCCCCCGGACCCUGCGCACGGCCCAGUGGGUUCUGGGUCCCAAACUCCAGCUGCUUCCUCAACUCCCCUCCUACAGUCUGCUGAGAACAAAUGGAAGAAUCAAACCGAUCCCCCCGCUCCUCCCGCCGCCACGCCGCCGGCUCCCCAGGCUGUGACAGACGUCAUCCAGCAGCUGCUGGAGCUCGCGGAGCCCAGCCCAGUGGAAGCCAAUGCACCGCAGACCCCCGCCAGUCAGCAGCUCAGCAUCGCCGUGGGCCUCAACCAGGAUAUCCUACAGCAAGCCCUGGAAAACAGCGGCCUGUCUUCUCUCCCUGUGGCCGCUCCCCCAGGCGAUCCCGCCCAAGCCAAGCCUGCAGCAGCGGGGGCAGUGCCCACCCCAGUGUCCAGCCAGCACACUGUCCCUUCCGAGGCCGAGCAAGAGAAAGAGCGAGACAGCCCGGACAAAUUGGAUAAGAAGGAGAAGAAGGUUAUCAAAAAGAAGUCACCCUUUCUACCUGGCUCAGUUCGCGAAGAGAACGGCGUCCGGUGGCACGUGUGUCCGUAUUGCACCAAGGAGUUCAAGAAGCCCAGUGACCUGGUGCGGCACAUCCGCAUUCACACCCAUGAGAAGCCUUUCAAAUGCCCCCAGUGUUUCCGAGCUUUUGCUGUGAAGAGCACUCUGACAGCUCACAUCAAAACGCACACUGGCAUCAAGGCAUUCAAGUGCCACUACUGCAUGAAAUGCUUCUCCACCUCAGGAAGUUUGAAAGUUCACAUUCGCCUGCACACAGGGGUGAGACCUUUCGCAUGUCCUCACUGUGACAAAAAAUUCCGAACGUCUGGCCACAGGAAGACACACAUCGCUUCGCACUUCAAACACACUGAGCUGAGGAAACUGAGGCACCAGCGGAAGCCUGCCAGGGUGCGGCUGGGCAAGGCCAAUGUUCCCAUGCCGGAUAUCCCUCUGCAAGAGCCCAUCCUCAUCACGGACUUAGGUCUCAUCCAGCCAAUCCCGAGGAACAGCCAGUUCUUCCAAAGUUACUUCAACAAUAAUUUUGUGAGCGAAGCAGACAGACCUUACAAGUGUAUUUACUGCCACCGAGCUUAUAAAAAAUCUUGCCACCUUAAGCAACACAUCAGAUCACACACAGGAGAAAAACCAUUUAAAUGUUCUCAGUGUGGAAGAGGCUUUGUGUCUGCAGGAGUUCUAAAAGCACAUAUUCGAACACACACUGGACUGAAAGCUUUUAAAUGUCUUAUAUGUAACGGUGCUUUUACGACUGGUGGUAGUUUACGGAGGCAUAUGGGAAUCCAUAAUGAUCUUCGGCCCUAUAUGUGUCCUUACUGUCAAAAAACAUUCAAGACCUCCUUGAAUUGCAAAAAGCACAUGAAAACCCAUAGGUACGAACUUGUGCAGCAGCUGCAACAGCACCAGCAAGCUGCCUCAAUCCACGACACCACUGUCGAUCAGCAGAGCAUCCCUGUUUCCACCCAGAUGCAAGUGGAGAUUGAAAGCGACGAGCUGCAGCAGGCUGGAGCGGUGGCAGCUGACCCUGACACCAUCUUGGAGCUGGAGCAGCCGCACGUGGUGGGCCCGGAAGAAGCUGCCCUGGGUCAGCCGCUGACUGACCAGCCCCUGGAGACUGUGGAAGAUAGGUUUGUAACUUCCCAGCAUGCUCUGCAGGAUAACAUCGCUCAGUUUGAACAGCAGACCCUCCCCCAGCAGCCGUUUGAGCAGACUGGAUUGUCGCAAGGUUUUGCAGGGUCGGACUCCUACAGCCAGCAGAACCCAUUCCCUCCCGUCCAGCAACUGCAGGAUUCCAGCACCCUGGAGUCUCAGGCCCUUUCAUCUAGCUUCCAUCCCCAGAACCUGCUGCAGGUUCCUGGCACAGAGCCCCUGAAUGAGCCUACCCGUUUGAUUCAAGAACCCUCACAGGACGAACUAGAACUGCAACCCCAGCGUCCCUCUCAGCUUCUCGAGGAGAGCGAGGAGCAAACCAGGCGAGCUUACAGGUGUGACUACUGCUCCAAGGGUUUUAAGAAGUCCAGCCACCUGAAGCAGCACGUGCGCUCCCACACCGGCGAGAAGCCCUACAAAUGCAAGCUCUGCGGGCGUGGCUUCGUGUCCUCGGGCGUCCUCAAGUCUCACGAAAAGACACACACGGGAGUCAAACCGUUCAGCUGUAGCCUCUGCACCGCGGCCUUCACUACCAACGGCAGCCUCACCAGGCACAUGGCCACUCACAUGAGCAUGAGGCCUUACAAGUGUCCAUUCUGUGAGGAGAGCUUCCGGACCACGGUGCACUGCAAAAAGCACAUGAAGAAACACCAAACGGUCUCGUCUGCGGUAGCCACCUCUGGGGAGGCUGGAGGAGGAGGAGAAGCAGGAGAAGGAGGAGGAGGCAGAGGAGAUGGAGAAGGAGGAGGAGGAGUUGGCUGCCUGGAGGAAGAAGAUGAGAACCCUGAAAGGGCUGCCUCGAGAAGGCCUCGCCCUGGGGUCAUCACAUUCACGGAGGAAGAAACGGCCGAGCUGGCCAAGAUCCGACCCCAGGAGAGUGCUACGGUUUCCGAAAAAGUCCUCGUCCAGUCUGCGGCCGAGAAGGAUCGGAUCAGCGAGAUGAAGGACAAGCAGGCCCAACUGGAAGCCGAGCCCAAGUAUGCCAACUGCUGCACCUACUGCCCCAAGAGCUUCAAGAAGCCCAGUGACUUGGUGAGGCAUGUCCGAAUCCACACCGGAGAGAAGCCGUACAAAUGUGAAGAAUGUGGAAAGAGUUUCACUGUCAAGUCUACCCUGGACUGUCACGUGAAGACACACACAGGGCAGAAGCUCUUCAGCUGCCAUGUGUGCAGCAAUUCUUUCUCCACCAAGGGAAGCCUGAAAGUUCAUAUGCGCUUGCACACGGGGGCCAAGCCCUUCAAGUGUCCACACUGUGACCUGCGCUUUCGGACCUCGGGCCGGAGGAAGACCCACAUCCAGUGCCACUACAAACCAGAGAGCAAGAAGGCCAGGAAGCCACCUAUCCACGCCCCGGCCGAGAGCCUGCAGCCUGUCAGCCUCCUCGGGCCCCCUUCCGCCGAUCCCAGUGUCUUCAUCAUGAACAACUCGGUCUUGACUGCACAGCUGGACCAGAACCUACUUCAGCAGGGGCUGGUGGGCCAGGCCAUCCUCCCAGCAUCCAUGUCAGCUGGCGGGGACCUGACGGUGUCCCUGACGGAUGGCAGCCUGGCCACCUUGGAGGGCAUCCAGCUGCAGCUGGCUGCCAAUCUGGUGGGGCCAAACGUUCAGAUUUCCGGCAUCGAUGCCUCCAGCAUCAACAACAUCACCCUACAGAUUGACCCUAGCAUACUGCAGCAGACAUUGCAGCAGAGCAACCUGCUUGCCCAGCAGCUGACGGGGGAGCCCCACUUGACGCCUCCAAGCGCUGCCUUGCAGACUCAGGAUGGUCCGGUGCCUGCCAAUGUGGUGAUCCAGCCCAUCUCAGGCCUGGCCUUGCCUGCUGCCGUGGCGCCGUCGGCAAACGUGACUAUCGGCCCGUUGUCUGAGCAGGAUGCUGUGCUGGCCCCCGGGAGCAGCGGUCCCCAGGAUCUUUCUCAGGUCAUGACCUCUCAGGGUCUGGUGUCCACCUCAAACGGUCAGCACGAAAUCACUCUGACCAUCAAUAACACGAGCCUGAGCCAGGUCCUCGCUCAUGCCACUGGCUCCACCACGCCGACCUCAGCAGGAUCACCGCAGGAGAUCACUCUGACCAUAUCUGGUCAGGACCUUAUCCAGCACAACCCCAGCGGAAGCAUCAGGCUCUCGUCCCCGGCUGUGAGCACCCAGCCCAACGCCGCCACCUUGACGAUAAGCCAUGACCAGCUGCUGUCUCAGAGCUCAGCCUUAAACUCCUCUCCAGAACUGAACGCAGCAACUGGAAGCCUUCCGGCACCUGCCCCCAUGUCACCCCCACCCGUGUCUGCCUCAAACCUAGUGAUGUCAUCAUCGGGAGUUGGGCCUGACGCCAGCGUCACCCUGACUCUGGCCGACACGCAGAGCAUGCUGUCGGGAGGCCUCGAUGCCGUCACCCUGAACAUCACGUCGCAGAGCCAGCAGUUCCCCGCUCUCCUGACUGAGUCGUCCCUUUCGAGCCCAAGUGGCGCCGGCCCGCAGCAAGUGAUCCUCGUGAGCCACACCCCACAUUCCGCGGCUCCCCACUCGGAGGACAUCACCUUCCAGGUGACGGAAGGCUCUCCCCCGCUGAGCCAGGGCAGCCCCUCCGAGAAGGGGGGCUGUGGCCACCAGUGCCUGGAGUGCAGUCGCACCUUCCCCUCGGCCAGCACGUUGAUGCACCACAGCAAGGAAGUGCACGGCAAAGAGCGGAUCCAUGUGUGCCACGCUUGCAGCAAAGCCUUCAAAAGAGCAACCCAUCUCAAGGAGCACCUGCAGACCCACCAGGCGGGACCGUCGCUGAGCUCCCAGAAGCCGCGGGUUUUUAAGUGUGACACCUGCGAAAAGGCAUUUGCCAAGCCGAGCCAGCUGGAGAGACACAGCCGUAUCCACACAGGGGAGCGUCCAUUCCACUGCACGCUCUGUGAGAAGGCGUUUAACCAGAAGAGCGCCCUGCAGGUGCACAUGAAAAAGCACACGGGAGAGAGGCCGUACCGCUGCGAGUUCUGUGCGAUGGGCUUCACGCAGAAGAGCAACAUGAAGCUGCAUGUGAAGCGGACGCACAGCUUCACGGGUCCCUUGCAAGAGUCGGGAGGCCACCAGGAGCCAGAAGGAGGAGACCUCAACCGAGCCCUUCGCCUGGAAGAGGUCGUUCAAGCGCCUGCCAGUGAAUGGCAGAGCCUGACCAGCAUCUUCCGGUGACGGUGGCCGGAUCACCCGCAGGCAUCUGGAACUUGAAAUCCUGAGGUCAGCUCGGAGCAAGCCAACGCUUGGACCGUCCAGUCAGAGCAGCUUCCCACCAGGAAAUGUUCCCAGUAGAGGGUUUAGUCACUUACUAAAAAAGCUGUCUAAAGAAUCUUUGUCUUUCGCAGGCUUGUAGGAGAGAGUCGGUGCAAGGUGCACUGCUCUGGACCAAAGGGUCGAUAAAUCAGAGAACUCAGGUAGAUGCUUCAGGCUGUCUCACCUUCUCACCACCGCCGGCCUGUCCGCUCAGAUCCCGAGCCUCCAGGCCCCCAACAGUCAGCCUUCGGACCGAGCCAUUCCAUCAGCGCGAGGCGGCCGGGUUCCCUGGGCUCGCAGAGACAGCAAAAGCAAGCUUCCCGGAGGCAGAGAGCCAACUCAUUUUCAGGUUUUACAUCUGAAGAAGCGUAGCGUGAAAGGAGAGGCGUCUUGCCAGAUGGAGUCCCGAGGAUGGGGUUACAGUGCCCGGAAAGGUUCUUUUCCUAUUUAUUUCCCUUGGGAGCAUUUGAGGAGCGUUGGGAAGGGUAGACUCUCCAGGCAGCGCAGCGAACUGAGCGGCUGCCUGAGAGACACGGCCGGACGGUCUCUUACGCUGCCCAGGCGGCCCUCCACGUGCUGGCUGGAAACCCGAGCCCCGUGGGUCCUCCCAACCCGGCCCCCAACGGCUAAAGCUGAGCCAGUUUGGGAAGUCAGGGAGAUGAGUCUGUGUCCGACAGGGAGGCAGUUCGGGCCAGGGCGUAGGGGUCUGCUGAUAACCAGUGUGAGGCAGGCUGCUUGCUGUGGGUAGCACAAGCCAUACGUUAGAGGCAGGAGGUCGAGUCUAACCAACCCUGGAGCGGCAGUCUGAGGGGAGCCGGCCCAGACUCCCCGACAGACGGACCCAAAGCCCCCGUUUCCUCCUGCAUCCCCAUCCGGGGCAUGGUGCUCAAAGUGGGGGCUACCUUGGCUUGAGCGAAGCGACCCGGAAAACGUUCUGGGUCGGGGUGGGGUGUGGCCCCCCUGGGGGGGAGUCCGAGACCCAGUGAAGUCGAACACCCCCCCCACCCCGCCCCUCCACCAUCUCACCCUUUCUACAUUCCAAAGAUAGUGGGAGACUCUUGGCUUCGUUUUAGUUUGCCGUUGGAAAUUAUUUAUAUGUCCUCUCUAUAGAUAUCUGUGUGUGUGCGUAUGCGCGUAUGUGUGCGUGCGUGAAUGUAUGUGUGUGUGUGUGUAUAUAUAUAUAUAAAUAUUUAUAUAAAUAUAUAAAACAUAAAUGGGCCUCUGUGUGGCCAGCCAGUAUAUUUUGUAAAUACAACCGCAGAGAACGUUCAGAUCCAAUUUUAAACAUCACACGAGCACUUCCAGAUCAGUAUUGGACUCAUUUUAUUAAUAAAUGAAUAUUCAUCUUA
This is a messenger RNA of Tachyglossus aculeatus (Australian echidna), 7309 nucleotides long. RefSeq names its product zinc finger protein 236 (gene ZNF236). Lineage: Eukaryota; Metazoa; Chordata; Mammalia; Monotremata; Tachyglossidae. Gene Ontology annotation, molecular function: DNA-binding transcription factor activity, RNA polymerase II-specific; RNA polymerase II cis-regulatory region sequence-specific DNA binding. Gene Ontology annotation, biological process: regulation of transcription by RNA polymerase II. Gene Ontology annotation, cellular component: nucleus. The transcript is spliced from 32 exons. The coding region runs from base 51 to 5882 and encodes 1943 amino acids. The record is from RefSeq and is a predicted model, not a curated record.